AUGCCUGCCUCUCGGACUUCCGCCCGCCCGUCGAGGAUCGAAGCCCAACGCGAACAAGGACAGGGCUCCGCAUCGCAACAGCGCCCUCGUUGUCUCAACAGGGGAGACGAGUAUCUGAUGGAACUCGUGCCAGGGUACAAGCCUAAAGCCGAUGAAGAAUUCAAAGAAUUCUUGAGGGGCUUGGGGGGCGACAAGGCCACCGACGACAACAUGCACGAAUACAUCGAAGGAUUCAACGCUGCCGCGAAGCCACAGCCUGACGACAGGAACGUAUACAUUGUGUCGAUCCCGAACUCCGACCUCGUCAUCCGUAUUUGGGACGGAGGCAUGAGUGGGUACAGGGCGUUUUGUCUCGAUUUCUUCGACACACGUCGACGCACCCCCGUCAACCUUCCCCCAGGCUUCUCGCUCUGGCCAAGUGUGGCUAAUGCCCCGAGCGUGUUCACGAUGGGAGGUCGACUCAGUUCAUGGGAGAAUGCGUUCGGCAAGCGAGGCAGGCAAAUCCCCUUAGGAACGGAGAAAUGGAGUGUUCCGGAGGGAUCGUACAUCACCCUCAAGAGGCGCAACCACCCAGAGUUCACCUUCGCCAUCCCGGUGAGGCAGACACAGUAUCAUGAAGCGAUUGUGCAGCCCGUGCUUGGCGCCGAUUAUUAG
This is a messenger RNA of Fomitopsis serialis, 654 nucleotides long. RefSeq lists its product as uncharacterized. The coding region runs from base 1 to 654 and encodes 217 amino acids. The record is from RefSeq and is a predicted model, not a curated record. NCBI's taxonomy places the organism in Eukaryota, Fungi, Basidiomycota, Agaricomycetes, Polyporales, Fomitopsidaceae. The transcript has 2 exons.